AUGAUGAGAGCUAUUUUAGGAAUUGCAGCCCUUUUUGGUGUAAUCUAUGCUCAACAAGGCCAACCGGACACUUGUGAUGGAAUUCGUUUCCAGGCUUGCACUGUUGGUCUAGGGGACUUUUGGGGAGCUGAUCCAAAUGCUAUCUGGGAAACGCCGUCUCUAUUCGCUGAAACGAUCAAUCAGCGCUUCUUGGCCCCAUACGAGUUGAGCAAUCUCGUCAAAGUUUGCAACGGACUUGCCCUUUUCUAUCAAUGCUUGGCGCGGAGAAAUCUGAACGCUUGUUUGGGGCCGAUUGGAUGGGUGGGAAGGGGACGAUCUCCGGCAACCGCUUUCGCUUUCGACGGAAUGAUCUCGUCACUUCUUUUCCAAUGUGGACCCGGAUUCAAUUCGCUCGCCGGUAACCCGAAUGUGACCUCGUGCCUUCAAAGAGUCACUGUCAACUAUGACGCGCAGAUUCAGCAAUUCUAUCGAUCCUACGAACUCAACGUCACCCAUGAUCCGAACAGUGCUUGCACAUAUGGACAAAGCUUGGUGAAUGGAAUCUCGGGGAUCUACAGCGCUGGACCGUGCCUUCCAUACCAAGGUCACGCUCAAUGGUAUUCGUGUGAGAUGACACGAAACUAUGUCUUCUCUCAAUUCACCCAUUGCCAGCAUGUGAUCACGUGUCCAAAAGCCACGUCGGCUGCUCGAGACUUCUCUCAUAUGAUUCGCGAUGGAGCUGACGGCGAAAAGGAGUUCCUUCUGCCGGCUCAUUGGGAUAUGGACUCGUCGGGAAACUGGAUGAUGACGGAUGCGCGGUGGAUU
Molecule: messenger RNA, 804 nt
Organism: Mesorhabditis belari
Lineage: Eukaryota; Metazoa; Nematoda; Chromadorea; Rhabditida; Rhabditidae
Source: the annotation of a GenBank genome assembly